CAACUCCUAAGCCUUGCGGUAUAUAUUACCCCCGUGUCUGAUUCCAGCUACCAAGCCCCCCAAGGCGAAGCACAGAAAGCGACACAGAGAAAGAUAGAACGAGAUGAUACUCGGAGAAGGAAAUCAUCGCAAUCCGACGGUCCAGGUCCCUCCGUGGGCUGUAUCCGAUGAUCCGAUGGCUGGGAUGCAUCUCUCCCUCCCCGUCAGCGGCGUCACGGGUGAGGAGGUGCUCGCCGCGCUACAGCGUUUCCUCCCGUCGAACAACGAGUCGUUGGAAGCCUCGGAAGAGCCGCUGGACUUGGCGGUGGACGCGUUCUCCUGCGACGAGUUCCGGAUGUACGAGUUCAAGGUCCGGCGGUGCCCGCGGGGGCGGUCGCACGACUGGACGGAGUGUCCCUACGCUCACCCAGGAGAGAAAGCCCGCCGCCGGGAUCCCCGCCGCUUCCACUACUCCGGCGACGCAUGUCCCGAGUUUCGGAAGACCGGUCGCUGCGAGCGCGGCGACGCCUGCGACCUCGCCCACGGCGUGUUCGAGAGCUGGCUCCAUCCGGCGCGCUAUCGGACCCAGCCCUGCAAAGACGGCACCGCCUGCCGCCGCCGUGUAUGCUUCUUCGCUCACACCCCCGCGCAGCUUCGCUUCCUCCCCCAGAGCCCCCGGUCGCAGCCGCAAGUCGCCCUGGAGUCAUACGAUGGAGCACCGGCCCGGCGGUCCAAGAAUCUGAUCACCUCGCCGAGAUCGACUCUGAUAUCGACCCCGAUGUCGCCGCCGUCGGAGUCGCCGCCGUUGUCGCCGGUAGGGGCGGAGGCGGUGAACGAGGUCGUGGCGGGGAUGAGGAAGCUGCAGCUGAGCAAGGUGAGGUCGGUGUCGUGUUCUUGGGGGGUUGGGAUGGGGAGUGAUGGUGGGUUUGGUUCGCCGAGGGGUGCUGGGGCGUUCAGGGCGGGGUUUGUUAGCUUGCCGGCGACGCCGACGGCGGCGAGCGGCGGAGGGCAUGGGUGGGGGAAGGAGGCGGCGGGGGAGUUCGGGAGGGGAAUGAGGGGGGAGUUGUUCGAGAGUUUGGGGAAAGAUGAGUCAGUGGAGGGGUGUUUGGACGCCGGCGGAGUCGGCAGCGCUGCCAAGGGGUUGCCGGAUUUGGGAUGGAUUUCGGAGUUGGUGAAGUAAUGGCUAGAUGGGUACUUAUCCGGCGGCGGAGGGCAAAAUAAAACUGACCACCCCCACCCCCAGAAAAAUAAAAAAAAUAGGAGAUGAGAGAGAGAGAGAGGUUGUUAGGGAUUUGACUGACUGAUUUAUUUCAUAAUUGUUGAUUUCAUCCGAAAAGGGUAGAGGAAAAGAAUCUGAUGCUAGGUAAAUAUGAUGCAGAAAAAAUCUGAAAGCACUGGUAUUAUGUUUUGGGUUGUCAUGCAAAAGAAUUGGUGAGAAGAAGAAGACUUCUGAUUGCUGUGCGCUUGAGAAGUUGCUGAUGCUGAAGAGAGAGAGAAAAUGUGGCUUGAUUAUUUGUAUUUAGAUUUCGUUUUUGUUUUGGCUGAUUUUUUGGAUCUUUUCUUGCAAGUUAAUUUCGUGGUCCAAAAUCUCUUAUCGAAAUGUAAAUAUGAUGAAUUUGAUGUUCUGUAUUGCCCCGAGCUUGUAAUUUUUUUUUUUUGAUGUUCAGUAUGCUGUUUAACGAUGUAUAAUAUUUGAGUCCCAUUAUCCUUUUUCGUUGAUAAA
Messenger RNA from Elaeis guineensis (African oil palm), 1702 nucleotides. RefSeq names its product zinc finger CCCH domain-containing protein 20. Gene Ontology annotation, molecular function: metal ion binding. NCBI's taxonomy places the organism in Eukaryota, Viridiplantae, Streptophyta, Magnoliopsida, Arecales, Arecaceae. The record is from RefSeq and is a predicted model, not a curated record.